Molecule: messenger RNA, 851 nt
Organism: Hyposmocoma kahamanoa
Lineage: Eukaryota; Metazoa; Arthropoda; Insecta; Lepidoptera; Cosmopterigidae
Gene: vri
Product: hepatic leukemia factor
Exons: 3
Coding region: 276-851 (191 amino acids)
Biological process (GO): circadian rhythm; regulation of DNA-templated transcription
Cellular component (GO): nucleus
Molecular function (GO): DNA-binding transcription factor activity; DNA binding
Source: RefSeq, a predicted model, not a curated record
UAGCGAACUACGCAACACCAGCAUUGGAUAUUUCGUCAUAACAACAUUGUGAUAGUGACAAAGAUCUUUCAGGACGUGAAAAGUGGGAGUGUUAUAUUACUUUUUGCUAUUGAAACCGUGAACUUGACCGCAGGCAGAUCUGUGCAUUGCUGUUUUUGUGAUAUUAUGACAUUGUUGCCACUAUUUGGAUAAUUCCACACAAGGAGUCCAAGUACGCCGCAAAUAUUUUCAACCACAGUGAAGAUCCGUGCGGACCGGGUCUCGUCCGCCGAAACAUGGUCGCCGAGUUUAUUCUGAGUCAGCAGCAGCUGCUAGGCAGCGGAGGAACCGCUCUGGGCCCCGCUCCGCCCGCCCCUCGCGCGCCGCUACCGCCGCGCGGCCGUCUUUCAGUGUCGCCGCAUUUCCCCAUGGACCAAGGGCCCCCUAGCGAUCAUGACCACCCUGAUUACGCGCCCUCCUUCGAAUUCUCAAAGCGUAAGGAGUUCUUCGGGCAGCGCAAGCAACGCGAGUUCAUCCCGGACAACAAGAAAGAUGACGGCUACUGGGACCGCCGGCGACGCAACAACGAGGCCGCCAAGCGCUCGCGCGAGAAGCGCCGCUUCAAUGACAUGGUUUUAGAGCAACGCGUUGUGGAACUCUCCAAGGAGAACCACGUCUUAAAGGCCCAGUUAGACGCCAUCAAAGAGAAAUACGGAAUCUGCGGUGAAAAUCUGAUCAGCAUCGAUCAAGUAUUAGCCACUUUACCCACUUGUGACCAAGUGUUAUGUGUCACGAAGAGGAGUAAGCUGUCAAGCAGUGCGCUGUUCCCGCCAGCGCCCCCACCACCGCCACAAGCUCCCCCAGCGCUUUGA